AGCUGCUCCCGCACCCUCGAGUUUCCAUUCCGUGCGUGGAUCACAUUUUCCUGCGACGCCGACGCCGAUCCCGCUGCUACUUGCACAGCUUGCUUUGAACUGCCCGGUGGCGGUGGCAUUUUCCCUGUUUGACGACAGUAGCUGUAAUAGCCAUCAAAAAGAGCCUUCUUUAAAGGUGAUCCCACAAUAUUGCAUGCCACGGGAUGGAUAUAUAUGACGCGCUACCCCUUCAAGGGAAUGACACUCGGUGCAGUUUAUAUCGGGGCUACCAUAGGCACCGUUUUCUAUGGGAUAACCAUUCUUCAGACCGUCAUCUACUACAAGCAAUAUCCUAAUGAUCCAUGGCUCUUUCGAUAUUCUGUCGGCUUAUUGGGGAUUCUCGAUACGCUUCAUGUUGCAAUAAGCACCCAUGCUUUGUACCAUUAUCUGGUCGAAUUGUUUGGAAACUUUCCUGCUCUCUUCAGGAUCGUUUGGAGCUUUCGGUUGCACCUCAUAGUCAAUACGUUAAUCGUCGUUAGCGUCCAAGCCUUGUAUGCUGUCAGAAUAUGGAAAUUCGGUCGUCACUUCCAUGCGGUACUGCCAUGGUUCAUUUUUCUUCUUGUCGCAGGUUCCAGCGCUGUCGGAAUUUACAUCACUUAUGAUGUGUACACCGUGUCCAGCAUUUUGGAGUUGCCGACCUUUAGCACAACCAUUUAUGCAGUGUUCUCUACAGCGGCAGGAGCAGACUUCGUCAUCGCCGCUUCAAUGUGCUAUUACUUGCACCGAGGCAGAUUAAUGGCUCCCGGCAUCUCCAGUACGAUGAAGAUCAUUGUAGGAUUAAUGCGACUUGUUGUACUGUCUGGUCUGGCGACGAGCGCCUGCUCACUAUUUACUCUCAUCACGUACAUCUUAUGGCCUAAUAGUCUCAUUUUCAUCGCAGUCGAUUUCAUUCUACCGAAGCGUGCUCGACCGGUUUUCUAUUCCUCUCUGAUCAUUCAUCGACAGUCUAUAUAAAUUCGUUGCUCGUGAUGCUCAAUGAACGCAAAGGGCAAAUGAGGGAUGAGAUCAAUGAAAGCUCCGCUGAUGAUAAGACAAUCAGGUUUGCUCAUACCUCCAGUAGCGGGGCCAGUAAUCCGGC
This is a messenger RNA of Desarmillaria tabescens, 1117 nucleotides long. RefSeq lists its product as uncharacterized. Bases 214 to 993 code for a protein of 259 amino acids. NCBI's taxonomy places the organism in Eukaryota, Fungi, Basidiomycota, Agaricomycetes, Agaricales, Physalacriaceae. The transcript has 19 exons. The record is from RefSeq and is a predicted model, not a curated record.